This is a messenger RNA of Tarenaya hassleriana, 498 nucleotides long. RefSeq lists its product as uncharacterized. NCBI's taxonomy places the organism in Eukaryota, Viridiplantae, Streptophyta, Magnoliopsida, Brassicales, Cleomaceae. The transcript has a single exon. The record is from RefSeq and is a predicted model, not a curated record. Bases 109 to 318 code for a protein of 69 amino acids.
GAGAUGCUUCGUUUCCACUUUCCACAGAUAUAAAAAAAACCCUCUCUCUCUCCAUUUUUUUUUUCGAUUUUGUCUGUCUGAUAUUUUCUCUCUCUAGCGUGGGGGAAAAUGGCGGAUUGGGGACCGGUGGUGAUCGCUGUGGUUCUGUUCGUGCUUCUGUCGCCGGGGCUUCUCUUCCAGAUUCCGGGGAGAGGCCGAGUCGUCGAAUUCGGGAAUAUGCAGACUAGUGGCGCUUCGAUUCUGGUCCACGCCAUUAUAUACUUCGGCCUCAUCACCAUCUUCACCGUCGCCAUUCAAGUCCACAUCUAUACCGGCUAAGUAGACAGAUCUUACACUGAUUGUUUGGAUUUUCGCUUAUGUUCGGAAACUUGUAAUCUUCUGGUUUUCUGUUUUUAGCUUGGGUAUGACCCACGGUUACUGUGGGAUAUGUUUGGAUUUGUGAAUACGGAAUGUGCUGGGAUGCGAUUUUGAAAUAAAAAUCUAUUUGGUUUCAGCUUC